ACAUGUAUAGUACAUAUACACGCGUAAAUACCCCCGCGCACAUAUUACACAUCAUACAUAUCUAUAGGGUAAGACAUAAGAAACCAAGCCCAGCAAGACGAUGGGUAUGAACCAAGAUCCCGAUCGUCACCCUCGGCGUCGGGGAAGCCAGAGCACGAGCAGUUGAGCCUCCACGAACCGAGGCAGAACGAGGCGCAGCCAUAGACUAAGAUUUAGCUGAUUUACUUAAAGCGGGACGCGAGGGAGGAAGUCGUGAAGGCGGCGGUCGAUCCGUCGACUCGCUUGGGCAGCGGAGAAGAGCACGCGGCGGAGAGCCAACCCUUUCAAGAGAGAGCCUAAGGAAAAGAGGCUUUAGAAGACUUGCAGAACAACUCACAAGGACAGAAAUAUGAGGUGGAUUCUGGUAGCAGUGGUUGUGCUUGCGGCGACGGUGAGGGAGGCGAUGCCGCAAUGCCUCACAGACGAAGAUAGGAUAAAAAUUUUGGGCGUCAAUCAAGAACUCCACGAAGUAGUAGAUUUCGGUUUCGAGCUGUACAAGGAGUUGGAGUUGGGGCCUGCCACCUCCUUCCUGGCGACCGGGAGGAACCUGUUCUUCUCGCCCUACAGCGUCUGGUCGGCUUUCGUCCUUGCCUACUUCGGCUCCGGUGGGAAAACCGAGGCCGAACUCGAGUCGGCGCUCGGCAUGGUCGAUAAGAUCAAUACUUUGACGAAGUUGCGUGCGCUCGAACUCACAUAUGACUUGCGGCGCUCCACUGGCUCCAGCUACACAUUCAACUUGGCCAACCGCAUUUACAUCGACGCCGCCUCCCCCGUUCGAGACUGCAUCAAGAACAUUCUCUUCAGGGAAAUCGCAGAAACCGACUUUAGAAACACCUUCAAGGCGGCAAACGACAUCAAUGACUUCGUGUCAGAGACGACUCAGGGAAGGAUUCCUCGCAUGCUUGAAGAAUCUGACCUGAAGGACGCCCAGAUGGUACUGGUCAACGCAGCGUUCUUCAAAGGCAUCUGGAAAUACAAUUUUCUCAGCAACAACACCUUUCUCGCACCCUUCCGGACCGAUCCUUACCUUAGCUUCCUGGAGGAAACUGGAAAGCCUCUGAACGUAGCAGAAAUGGUGUCGAUGAUGAACCAGACCGGCAGCUUCAAGUACGGUGACUCGAAGGACCUGGAAGCCCAAAUCCUGGAGCUCCCCUACGAAGGCGGGGCCAUGUCGAUGUUCCUGCUGCUCCCGGGGGAAGAGGGUCCUUCAGGCUUCGGCAGGACGGUGGCGAGCCUCUCCUCCGCGUCCCUUUCGAAGGCCAUGAGGACCAUGAAGCCAAAUACGGUCAAUGUGCAGCUGCCGAGAUUCAACAUGAGCGUUGAGCUCAUAGACGAACUCGAAGCCGCUCUCAAGAACUUAGGGAUUCGCAGUGUCUUCGACCCCGAGCACGCCAACUUCAGCUCCUUCGCCCCGACCCCGAGGAUGAGCGUGAGCAAGGCCGUGCACAAAGCUUUCAUCGAAGUGAACGAAGAGGGCUCUGAGGCGGCGGCGGCCACGGUAAUCGCCGUCAACAUCCGCACGAGGCCGACUCCCCCCGUGAGCUUCGUGUGCGACAGGCCGUUCAUUUUCUUCAUUUACGACAACGACACGGAAAACAUCCUCUUCUUGGGAGUGUUCAGGAAUCACCGGGAAGCGCUUUAGUAUUAAGGGGGAAGAAGGGAAAGAGAGAAGGGUUGGGAGAGGUACAUAUGUAGAAAGCGAGCGAGAAAGAGGCAGGGAAAGAGAGAGAGAGGGAGAGAGAGGGAGAGACAGGGAGAGGG
Penaeus chinensis is the source of this 1800-nucleotide messenger RNA. RefSeq names its product leukocyte elastase inhibitor-like. The record is from RefSeq and is a predicted model, not a curated record. Gene Ontology annotation, molecular function: serine-type endopeptidase inhibitor activity. The transcript has 8 exons. Bases 389 to 1681 code for a protein of 430 amino acids. Lineage: Eukaryota; Metazoa; Arthropoda; Malacostraca; Decapoda; Penaeidae.